CUUCCCCUUCUCCUUCUAUCCCUUUGCUCACCUGCGCUGUGCAGACCUGCGAUCCCACCUGUUAUCCCUCUACCACGGCCUCCAUCUUUCUGAUUUGCCUCUUUACUUGCGCAAUCUCUGCCGGGAAGAGCCAGUCGUCAGCGCGUGCACCGUCCUCAUCCCGGACCUGCGGUGUCGCCAUCUCCGGCCCUCUGCAAACUUGCCCGUCACUAUCGCGACGCAGCAAAAGCCCGGUGCCGAUCAAGUCGUCUCUGAGACGGCCACGCGCCUCGCAUCGCAUCGCGCAAUUUUUCCCUCCUCAAUCCCCUCUCUUCUGACCCGAAUCGUCGCCCACAAUGUCCUCCGGCGUGGUGCGCUCCACUGCCCUUAGAGCCGGCGGCGCUUGUGUGCGCUGCCGCAAGGGCAAAACCAAGUGUGUCUACGAAAACGGCCGCGCGCCUUGCAAAAACUGCGCAAAAGGCAUGCAUGAGUGCUAUCUGCCCUCGGAGAGCAUGGCCCAUCACCACGGUCAAAGCCCAGCUCGCCAUACCGCUGCCCAUCGCCCUUCUCGCGACGCUUUGCCGGCCUCCGGGCCCGGUGCCUCUGACGCCAGGCAGCCCGUUGUGGGCUCAGGCGGAGCCAGACACGUUCAGACCACCUCCGAAAAGCUUACACCAGAGCUCAUCGCCGAGUGCGAGCGUGUCGUCUCAAAGACAUUCCCGGCCUGCGUGGCCUUUCACAAGCCGACGUUUGUGCAGCAGCUCAAGAACGGGACGCUGGAAUCAAGCCUCGUCUAUGGUCUUUUGACAGCAGCCGCACGGAGCUCUCCAAACCUCAUCCGCCGCUAUGGUGGCACCCCCACGGCGGCUGCCGACACCUUUGCCGGAAAGACAGUUUCCUUAAUCAAUGCCAACCUGGACCAGCCUAACCUCGCUGAUAUCCAGGCUCUCUGCCUCGUCAUCAUUCACGAAUGGGGCAGCCGGAAUGCCGUCCGUGCCUACGUCUAUCUCGGCCAGGCCACGCGGCUGUUGCAGAUGUACCGGAUUCUUAACAGCCAUCACGCAUCUGACAAUGCCGACCAGUUCCUGCGUGACGAGUCCUUUCGCCGCACCUUGUGGCUGACUUACAUCCUCGACUGCCUUCUCACCUGUACCCCUGGCCGCUACCCUGCCCUGGCUCUUCAGGAUACUACCGACGUGGCCUUGCCCUGCUCGGACAUCAACUUCGCAUUUGGUAAUACCGUAUAUGUGAAGACGCUUCCGCAGCAGCUCGCCCAACACAAUGCCCACGCAUCACCAGGCCAUGUGCCAACCGGUGAGAUUGGCGAGUACGGAUACAUCGUCUUGGCUGCCACCAUCUGGCGCGAUGUCGUUGGCAUGCUCGCCGUGUCUAGCUUCCGUGAGGAUGAUUGUACAGACCUCGUCAUCAAAAUCGAGAGGCUCCGAGCCACCCUCCCUAUGCAGUUUGUCGAUAAGCCUGGCCAAAUCAACCUUCAUAUGACGAUGGGAUCUGGCUACACUUUUGCCAUGCUGCACUGCCUGAUUCACUGCGCUACCAUAUUCGUCCAUCGUCGACGGCUCUUGGAGGAUGUGACAUCUCCCUCGUUCAACAUCGAAUCAUACCGGAUGAGCCCCCGGUGCCACGACAUCGUCGAUCGACUCUUCACCUCCUGCCACGGCACUUUGUCUCUCCUGGCAGCGGUCGAGUCUGGCGCUGAGAAGGAUCAUGUCACCUGCUUCCCCAUUUUCAUGCUCUUCUCCGCAUUCACCGCCGGUGCGACCAUUGCCUACCUUUCACUCAAGGGGUUGACACCUCCCAAUGCCGUCGAGACGGCGGCGCACAUUGUCAAGGACGGGCUGCGCUUUAUGCACGAUGGCAACGAGAAUUGGCCUCUCAUGACAAGUUGGCUUAGGCACCUGACCGUUAUGCAACGCGUCCUGCACAACGAUGCCGCGGCCAUGAUGGGCGGCCCUGCUAGCCACGCGCCUCACCCUCACAUGCCUUCGGCUGCCAUCAAGGACGAGAUGUCGUCAAAUGCUGAUACCAACCCAGAUGCCAUGGAAUAUGACCAGCAGAACUCUAGUAUCGCGCCUGGCCAGCACCCCAGUGAACCACGCUCGGUAUCCGGCUCUGCCCGAGGGGAAAGCAGCGAGCCGCCCAUCUCCCUUCCGCGGCGGCCCGGGGUCACAACCAUCAACGGAGGAUCUAACCACGUCUCCACCCCGGACGCCGUAUCUCCGCCACCAGCCGGUGCGCCGCAAGCGAAUAUGCAGGUGCAUGAGGUUAAGCGACAAAGUCCCGAGAUGGUUCAAAAUGGCAUGGUCUCCGUCCACGACGGCCAGACUACGAGUCAAGACAUGACUGCCCCAGAGCUGUGCGAGGCUUUUGAGCGCCAGCUCCUAGACCUCGACGACCUUGCCGCCUUCAUGGGUGGCGGAGUCUGACUCGAGACAGCAGGCGAGGCAAGCGAGGCAUCGCAGAUGGCAGCUACAGACGGAGCCAUGAUGCUAAUGACCCUCGCUGGGCGCUCAAUGUAGAGAGGGCGGGCUGGCUUGGUUACUUCUCCCUCUUCUCUUCUCUUUCUCCUCUCUCUCUCUUUUCUUUUUUCAAGAGCGUACAAGACGGGAUCUGCAAGACAAAGAAAGGCUAUACAAAAUUACGGCAUCGUCAAGACGCAUAUAAUGACACGACACGGAGACUGGGAUCGUUAUGGAUUGAAUUAAUAUGGGGGGUUUGUACGUGUAGGACUAUUAACCGGGCAAGUCUCCUUUUUUUUAUUUGGAUUUUGGUUUUCCGAUACCC
This is a messenger RNA of Trichoderma harzianum CBS 226.95, 2781 nucleotides long. RefSeq lists its product as hypothetical. Bases 336 to 2423 code for a protein of 695 amino acids. The record is from RefSeq and is a predicted model, not a curated record. The transcript has 3 exons. Gene Ontology annotation, biological process: regulation of DNA-templated transcription; DNA-templated transcription. Gene Ontology annotation, cellular component: nucleus. Gene Ontology annotation, molecular function: zinc ion binding; DNA binding; DNA-binding transcription factor activity, RNA polymerase II-specific. NCBI's taxonomy places the organism in Eukaryota, Fungi, Ascomycota, Sordariomycetes, Hypocreales, Hypocreaceae.